This is a messenger RNA of Paramormyrops kingsleyae, 2344 nucleotides long. RefSeq names its product kelch-like family member 21 (gene klhl21). Gene Ontology annotation, molecular function: protein binding. Gene Ontology annotation, biological process: protein ubiquitination. The record is from RefSeq and is a predicted model, not a curated record. NCBI's taxonomy places the organism in Eukaryota, Metazoa, Chordata, Actinopteri, Osteoglossiformes, Mormyridae.
CGCCGGCGCCGCCGCCGCCGGGGAGGGGGGCGCGAGUCCGGCCUCAGACAAGCCUUCGCGGCUCGAAGAGAAGUAGAGGUGUAGACCGUAGCUCCGCGGUAAACUUUAUUCCCAUAUGAAAGGAGCGUGAAGAUAAACGCAGAAUGCCAUGGCGGUGGACCAGUAAGCGGUAAACGGCAGUUUAAUUUGGAUGGUCAUCAUCUCCUGAGCCCUGCAAGUGUCACUGCGAUGGAGAAGCCCUCCGUUCAGACGCAGCCAUCCACACUGCCCUUCUUCGACACCUCGCACGCCUUCAACCUGCUGCGGGGCAUCCACGAGCUGCGUGCUGAGCGCAAGUUCUUCGAUGUUACCCUGUGUGCUGAGGGCCGUGAGUUCCCCUGCCACCGCACGGUUCUGGCAGCAGCCAGCACCUACUUCCGCGCCAUGUUUGCCGGCACGCUGCGCGAGAGCGCCAUGGAUCGCGUGGUGCUCCAUGAGGUGUCUGGCGAGCUCCUGGGCCUACUGGUGGACUUCUGCUACACGGGCCGUGUGACGGUCACGCAGGACAACGUGGACCUGCUCCUCAAAGCUGCCGACCUCUUCCAGUUCCCCUCUGUCAAGGAAGCCUGUUGCGCCUUCCUGGAGCAGCGCCUGGAUGUCUCCAACUGCCUGGAGAUCCAGGACUUUGCGGAGGCCUAUGCAUGCCGGGACCUGGCAGCGAGCGCCCGUGGCUUUGUGCUGAGGAAUAUCGUGGAGCUGGCGAAGGGCAAGGACUUUGAGAAGCUGCCCUGGAAGCGGCUGUUGGAGUUCGUCUCAGACGACGGGCUGUGCGUUGACAAGGAGGAGACAGUCUACCAGCUUGCCGUGCGCUGGGUCAAAGCCGACCUUCAGAGGCGCCUCCACUACUGGCCUGAGCUCCUACAGCAGGUCCGGCUGCCCUUUGUGCGGCGCUUCUUCCUCCUGGCCCAUGUUGAGAGCGACCCAUUGGUUUACCUCUCGCCCCAGUGCCUGCGGCUGGUCAACGAGGCCCGCGCCCUCCAGUCCAGCGAGUACGACCGGCAUGACCAGCUGUGCCACCGGAUGCGGCCGCGGCCCUCCACCGGCCUGGCAGAGAUCUUGGUGGUGGUCGGGGGCUGCGACCAGGACUGCGACGAGCUGGUCACGGUGGACUGCUACAACCCCCAGACAGGCCAGUGGCGCUACUUGGCCGAGUUCCCAGAUCAUCUUGGGGGUGGAUACAGUAUUGCUGCUCUCGGAAACGACAUGUACGUCACAGGGGGCUCCGAUGGAUCUCGGCUCUAUGACUGCGUGUGGCGCUACAACUCAAGCGUGAAUGAGUGGACAGAGGUGUCGCCCAUGCUGAAAGCACGGGAGUACCACAGCUCGUGCGUGCUCAGCGGCCAGCUGUACGUGGUGGCAUCAGACAGCACGGAACGCUACGACCACUCCCUUGACUGCUGGGAGCCCCUGCCGUCGAUGCUGCAUGCUAUGGACAACUGCUCCACCACCGCCUGCAGGGGGCGCCUGUAUGCCAUUGGCUCCCUGGCCGGAGAGGACACCAUGGCCAUCCAGAGCUAUGACCCCAAUGCCAACCGAUGGGCCCUGGUGAACUGUGGCCAGCUGCCACCAUGGUCCUUCGCUCCCAAGACGGUCACCCUCAACGGCCUCAUCUACUUCAUCAGGGAUGACUCUGCUGAGGUGGAUGUCUACAGCCCAUUGAAGAAUGAGUGGGACAAGGUCAGCCCAAUGACCCAGGUCCAUGUAGGAGGCAGCGUUGCAGCGCUGGGCGGCCGUCUCUUUGUGUCUGGUGGGUACGACAAUACCUACGAGCUGUCGGAUGUGGUGGAGGCCUACGAUCCAGCCACGUGCUCCUGGUCCCACGUGGGGCGCCUCCCCCAGCCCACCUUCUGGCACGGCAGCGUCAGCAUCUUCCGCCAGUUCAUGCCGCUGGUCCCCUGCGCCUUCGAGCCCAUAGACGCUCCAGAGAACGCCAUCCAUAUCCAACGGCACCACCGCCACGUGGACCUGCAUGACCACCACGAACACAACCGAAAUGUCCAUCCAGCCCACUGAGUGUGGGCUGCCCUGUGGCGCUUAUCCCCCACCCAUCGCUAUCCCCAUCAGUCGUGUUUACUGUGAUGACGUUAGAUGGCGUGUUCUGCACUUUAUGGCCUAUCCGACGAAACUGGACACCACCUGGAACUGCAAAUGGCUGACGUUCAGUGUCUGCUUCGGUGUCUUGGCUAAAUUACCCUUGCUUCUGUGGAAUUUGCAGCGAGGAACCCUCAAUUCAGAUAUCAGCAGUCAGCAACCAAAAAAAAAAAAAAACGGAAUGAGAAGCUGUAAUGAAGGAAAAAAAAACAAA